AUGCUUUCUCUACGGACGUUGCGUCGAGCAGCGCCUUUGCCGUUUCGUCUGUGUGCCAACUGCGUGCAGAAUGCAUCGACGGAAUCGCCCCUCAAGAAAGAGCAUGGGAAAAAGCAGGUCAUAUUUUCGGGCAUCCAACCCACUGGUGUACCACAUUUGGGAAACUAUCUCGGCGCUUUGAGACAAUGGGUUAAGCUUCAAAACGAUGCGUCGCCAGAUACCACGCUCCUGUUCUCCAUUGUGGAUUUGCAUGCCAUUACGAUAAAACAAGACCCAAGGGAAUUGGCGCAAUGGCGGAGGGAGAUGCUGGCCAGUCUGCUGGCAGUAGGUCUUGAUCCCAAGCGAAGCAUCAUCUUUGCGCAGAGCAGCGUGAAGCAGCACGCCGAGUUGAUGUGGAUUCUGAGCUGUGGUGCGAGUAUGGGAUAUUUGAGCCGGAUGACGCAGUGGAAGAGCAAACUCUCCCUCCCCCAAAACGCCUCGCCUCUCGACCCCUCGCCCUCCAACAAAGAUGCUCUCAAACUCGGUCUCUUCUCCUACCCUGUCCUGCAAGCCGCCGACAUUCUGCUCUACAACACGACACACGUCCCCGUCGGCGAAGACCAAGCGCAGCACCUCGAGUUCACGCGCGACCUCGCCAUAGGAUUCAACCACCUCUACGCCUCCGAUGCCAACUCACAGUCCUUACUAGCUGUCCCGCAAACGCUAUUGAGCCCUGCUAAGCGAGUCAUGAGCCUGACUGACCCAACCAAGAAGAUGAGCAAGAGUGAUCCGAAGCCCAAGAGCCGGAUACUAAUAACUGACUCAAGAGACGAGAUACACGGAAAGAUCAAGACGGCAUUGACAGAUUCAGUUGAAGGGGUGAGCUACGACCGAGACAGCAGGCCCGGGGUGACGAAUCUCAUUGAUUUGAUGUAUCAUUUUGAUGAGGCGGCUGCUGGGUCGCCGGAAGAGUUGGCGGCAGAUCUUAAGGACUUGAGUAUGCGUGCGCUGAAAGAACGGGUCGUGGAUACGAUUGACGGCGGGAUUAGAGAUAUUCGGGAGAGGUACGGGGAGCUGAUGGGUGGGGACCAGAAGGUGCUGGUUGAGCAAGCGGAGGUAGGGGCGCAGAAGGCUGAAAAGAUUGCUGAGGAGACUAUGGGGAGGGUGCGAAGUGCUAUGGGGAUUGGUUGGUGA
Molecule: messenger RNA, 1173 nt
Organism: Dothidotthia symphoricarpi CBS 119687
Lineage: Eukaryota; Fungi; Ascomycota; Dothideomycetes; Pleosporales; Dothidotthiaceae
Product: tryptophanyl-tRNA synthetase
Exons: 2
Coding region: 1-1173 (390 amino acids)
Biological process (GO): mitochondrial tryptophanyl-tRNA aminoacylation
Cellular component (GO): mitochondrial matrix; mitochondrion
Molecular function (GO): tryptophan-tRNA ligase activity; ATP binding
Source: RefSeq, a predicted model, not a curated record